UUAGUUUUAAUUUUCUAUAUUUUAAAUUAUGUAAUGUGGUUUUAAUUAAUAUAAAAUAUGUUAUUUAUUUAAUAUUUUAUUUAUUUAACAAAAUGGUAAAAAAAAAAUAAUAAUAAUAAUAUAAAAGUGAAUGUUGUUAGUGGUGUGGAGUGGGUUGGUGUGCAGGCGCAGAGGUGGUGUGAAGGUCCGGUCAGUUUGUAAUGACACUCCAUAUCCAAGAACAAACAAUUUUGAUAGGAAAGAUCCCUCUAACGACUUCUCUUGGGAGCUUUUAUAGUAAAUGGAAUAUAUAGAAUUGUGAUCAAUCAAAUAUUGCAAAGUCCCGGUAUUUAUUACCCUAAUGUAAUUCAAUCUCCCCGGAAAGAGAAGAGCAAAAAAGGCGCAUGCUCUUCAGUCUCCUCGUACAACCGCUUGCUCGCGGCCGCCGCCACCGCCACAACCUCCCUGAUCUUGCUUUUAUCCGUUCAAAUUUCUGUUAGGAGAAGCAUAGUUCGAAGAUAUAUACUUAAAACUUCCAGCUCUUUUGGCAUCUUCUAAAUCACCCAAAACGGUAUAUACAAUAUCUUCACGGACCUCCAAUUAGGCUACGUUAAGUUAAUUACUCUCCCGUUGACAGUUGAACACCACCUCUCUUAAUUUCAUAGGCAGUUUUUGUUUUAGGGUUUUUGUGCAUGGACAACUGUAAAUUUUGGUGUUGUAGGGUUUGUAAUUCAGUAACAUUCCUCAAAUCAAUCAGGUUUAGAGAGAGAUGGGGAGAGCAAAGAAGGGUCCCAAAUUCGCUGUAAUGAAGAAACUUGUCUCUCAUAAAGCGAUUAAACAACAUAAAGAAGACGUCUUGAACCCUAAUAAAAAGGAUUUAACAAAGCUCCCUAGAAAUGUACCCUAUGUUUCUUCUGCUCUGUUCUUUACCUACAAUACAGCGCUUGGGCCACCUUAUCGGGUUUUGGUCGAUACCAACUUCAUCAAUUUCUCAAUCCAAAAUAAAACUUUUGAUGUAGUUGGACUUGGAGAAGGGAAUGAUGAAUUGCUUAUAUGCAAAAUCACAAAUGCUAUUUGGUAGCGACAUGUGAUAGAGAUUUAAAGCGUAGGAUUCGCAAGAUACCUGGUGUGCCAAUUAUGUAUAUCACACAACACAAGUACUCAAUUGAAAGAUUGCCUGAAGCAACAAUGGGUGGAGCUCCAAGAAUGUGACAUUUUAGGUGUUCAUGCUUUGCAUUAGAGUCUGUUUUUGAUAAUAUGUUGCUGUUAUCGGUUUUUAAUUUAUCGGCUUUGUGUUAUGAUGAUACUUGUAAUAUAUGAGAUGAAUUUGGAGAUGAAUUUUGUAAAUUUUAAAAGCUUAGUUGUUUUUGUUGA
Molecule: messenger RNA, 1353 nt
Organism: Lactuca sativa (garden lettuce)
Lineage: Eukaryota; Viridiplantae; Streptophyta; Magnoliopsida; Asterales; Asteraceae
Product: rRNA-processing protein FCF1
Source: RefSeq, a predicted model, not a curated record